Molecule: messenger RNA, 9626 nt
Organism: Wyeomyia smithii (pitcher-plant mosquito)
Lineage: Eukaryota; Metazoa; Arthropoda; Insecta; Diptera; Culicidae
Gene: Helz
Product: probable helicase with zinc finger domain
Exons: 6
Coding region: 409-6864 (2151 amino acids)
Biological process (GO): regulatory ncRNA-mediated post-transcriptional gene silencing
Cellular component (GO): P granule; cytosol
Molecular function (GO): helicase activity; protein binding; metal ion binding
Source: RefSeq, a predicted model, not a curated record
UUUCGUUCGCAAAACGUCCAUUGUGUCAAAAUUGUAAAAAACGUCGUCUUUUCUUUGCAACGCAGAAUACUGACGGGCAAAAUGUGAUUUUUUCUCGAUGAAAUCUAGCUGUUAAUUCCAUUUGCAUAGGGCCGAGGAGAAGAAUUCAUAUUGCAAAAAGCAGUGGUUAUAUUACGGUUUAAGUACAGCAAAACAACACACCGUUUUCGUAAUAACUGUAGGGUUGAGAAAUACAAUACAUUGUGCGUUUCGUUCCGGAGUGCAGUUUGUUAGCAUUUCAACAAUUACCGUGCGAAUGAGUUUAAAUCGAGUAUCGGUAAAAGUUUCCGUUUCCCGUCUGCGUGGAGAUCUUCGAUUUUUAAGACGCCUAGCAGACGCAGCACAGGAAGUGCCCGAGAAAGCACUACCAUGAGCGAGAGUCAAGCCGGUGAACAUCUCCGAGAUCAACAGUGGGAGAAGGCAAAAGAAAUCUAUGACCAAAUCCUUGACGCAACUCAAAAUAACUGCAAGCUCUCGAAAGAAAAAAUUAUUGCAUGUUUAUAUGGCCGGACAGAGUGUUGCCUAGAGCUACAAAAGUAUGACAUGGUAGCUGAAGACUGCCGACAGCUAUUAAUUUUGCUAAAUGAUAACGACAGUGUUUCCGGUUCUUGCCCAGAAGCGGAUCCAAGCAGCCCUAUUCCAUCGUCUGCUUCAUCUUCUUCUUCAACGGCAUCUAGCUCGUCGGUACAAAACAAUCUGUCUGCGACUACUGAAUCUAGAGUACGCAAACGAUUGAUUCAUUCCUUAUACAAACAACAGAAGUACGCGGAAGCUGAAACCAUUCUUCAAGAAUGGGCCAACAGCCAUAACCAUAAUCAAGACAUACAUCGCUAUUUAGAACGACUGCGGUCAGUACUCAAAAUGGCUUCCGCGAAUUCCUCACCUACGCCGGCUUCAUGUGGUACUGAUCAGGUCUCAACUUUGGUAAACCAAUCAGCAGGCGAUGUUGUCUCAUGCUCAUCGCCUUUAGACCCAUCUGGCUGCUCAUCUACACCGACAUCAACGAUUUCUUCACUUUCAUCAUUGAACGAUGAGUAUGACCAGAUUGAAAACAAGCUUGAAAAUCUCAUUGUUAACAAUCUUCCACCGGAUCGAUACAGCAAACAAAUAAAUCAAAUUGAAAUUAAUUUACGAAGUACUCACAACAAUCAUAACCAGGGAGAUGCAGUCAAUAGUUCGAAAAAUGAUUUAAAUCAGCCACAGGAACAGGAAUCAUGCACUAACGAACUUGACACUAAAGGAACAACAGUCGUUAACGAAAACGGAGAAAGCACUUUCAACACUAGCAUCAAUAGCGAUACCAAUAAUUGCGAUACAAAUAAUACUAGCAGUUCCGAUGUUAUUACAUCGACAACAAUCAUAAGUACCACGACUGAUGUAUCAGCACAACCCACGACGACAAUGGUAACAACAAGUGCUGACAUGUCCACAAGCCCUGUCAACAGUUUCCAAAAACAAAUAGAUAAAAUUACCAAUAUUACUUGCGUGUACUGUACAAUGACGUUUCUUGAUCGCUCUGAAUUAAGGGCUCAUUGUCAAACUGAGAAUCAUCAGAAUAUUAUUAUGUCUGAUGAAGCGUCAUUUUUUGUUCUAGGUCGUGACUGGAAAUGGCGUCCACCGCCUCGCGGUUUCACCGCCGAAUCAUAUUCAUUAUGUGAAAACUUUCUUGAUAACCAGUCCUGCCAUUAUGGAAAUCAGUGCGUAGAAGCGCACGGAAUUGAUGAACUUAAUGAGUGGAAAGAAAGAUUCGAAUAUCGCAAGAAAAAAUUGCAGCGAGCAAGGGAUAAAGAAUUAUACGGUAAAAGCUAUACUGAACAAUUGCUGGAACGGUGGGUGCAGGCACCUAGCCCGGAUAAAAUAAUGAAAGAGAAAAUAGACGGCGUAGAAGAAUCUUGCUCGCAAGAUCUCGUGACAACUGUUAGUUCUAAGGUGAGCAAACGCGAGUGGACUUUUGUGUUGAAGACAAGAAAACUUUUAAAAGCCGUAGCUCUGCUUCAAGAUGCACAUCGCAACCAUUUUCUAAUAAAGCAGAUCUUUCCUGGGGAACCGCGAAGCGGUAGCACCUGUAAAAAAUUAGGACAAGCCGUUGCGGUUAAUAAAGUUGUCGAGGCAGAUUUAACGUCAGACCAGGAAUGGAUUGCAUCUACUGAUCAAAAGCUCAACGACAUGGCAAAUGAAACUUCCCCACUAUUAGAACACCGAGUGAAAGUGGUUUUCAACACGGAUAUUUACGGAACGUUUCGUCAGGCAGUUGUGUUUGAUUUCGGUCAUGAACCAGUCCUAGUUAAACAUCUAUGUGUUGAUGUUGUUCCGGUGACAGAAGUAGAUAAGAUUCAAGAAAUUCGAAAGGACAUUGUCAUGUCUACAUCUGAACGAUGGGAUGAAACAAAUUCGGAAAUUGUUGAAUUUACUACUACCAUCAUUCCCCAUAUGCAAACACCAGCAUACGCAGCAGACGCUGAACGGGAAAAGGAUUUGCUAUUACGGUAUCCACUGCCGAAAGCAUCCACUUUUGUUCUGACACAAUCGACUAUAACUGAAAAGAAACUGACGAAGAAUAAUUAUCGCAAUCGUAUUCAUGAACUUCUGUAUGUAGAAGAAAUUGCUCGUUACGAGCAGAUUGCACGCUACAACCUUACAACAAGACUGACGAUUGCAACAAACUACCUGCUAACCCCUAGUGGAAUGGCCACCAGCACGGCCAAAUAUUCCCAUUCAGGUGAAUUAUUUGCGUUGAUGAAACUAGGCAAAGAUGUCUCAGAGGAUACAUCCGCAGGUCGAUUGAUACUAAAUAAUUGCCAAGCAGUACUAAUCGCUUCUAAAGAUGCAGCUCCUAGUGGUGAAAAGAGGAAAGUUUACGAGGCUGUGAUCGAAGACAAAGGCAAGAACAUGAUUUACCUUAAAACAUCAGCAAAAGCAGUCGCCGGUCUUGGUUUGAAACCUGAUACAGAGUUCAUAGCUGACAUACAGUUCCAGCCGAAUCGUCUCACGUACUGUGAGUGGCACCAUGCCAUAGACAAAAUUGCGGACUUUAGAAUUAUAUUCCCUGACAUUUAUCUAGAACCAAGCAUACCAUGGACACCACAACGUCAAUGGGAUGUUUCUCUUGAUCCCAAACUAAACUCUAAACAGAAGGAGGCAGUUGUUGCAAUAACUACUCCAAUUGAAGUGGCUUUACCUCCGAUACUGUUGAUCGGACCAUUCGGCACAGGUAAAACUUAUACACUAGCACAGGCAAUAAAACAGCUGCUGUUACAACCGGAAUCGAAAAUCCUAAUAUGUACGCACUCAAACUCGGCUGCUGAUCUUUACAUCAAGGAUUAUCUCCAUCCUUGGGUAGAAGAAGGCAUGGAAGACGCUAAACCGUUACGGGUUUAUUACCACAAACGUUGGGUUGCCACCGUCAAUAGCAUUGUCCAAAAGUACUGCCUGAUUGAUCUUAAUAUAAACGUUCGCAACUUUCGCCGACCGACAGUCGAAGACAUUCUCAGAUAUCGUAUAGUAGUGGUAACACUCAACAUUUCAAUGGAACUAGCGUCGUUGGAUUUACCGAAAGGUCAUUUCACUCAUAUCUUUCUGGACGAAGCCGCCCAGGCAAUGGAAUGUGAAGCUAUCAUGCCCCUAGCACUGGCCACUGAGAAAACUAGAAUUGUUUUAGCUGGAGAUCACAUGCAAAUGUCGCCUGAGUUGUUUUCCAACUUUGCAAAAGAACGCAAACUACAUAUUUCGUUACUUGAACGAUUAUACGAUCAUUAUCCAAAUGACUUUCCGUGUAAGAUAUUGCUGUGUGAAAAUUAUCGUGCUCACGAGGCUAUUAUAAAAUUUACCUCUGAGUUGUUUUACGAACAAAAGUUGAUAGCAUCUGGUAAACAACCGAGACAUGAGAAGUUCUACCCUUUAACAUUUUUCACUACACGAGGCGAGGAUGUUCAGGAUAAAAACUCUACCGCUUUUUAUAAUAACUCGGAGGUAUAUGAGGUAGUCGAACGAGUUUGUGAACUACGAAAAAAGUGGCCCAGUUCGUGGGGAAAGAUUAAUGAUCAAAGUAUUGGGAUUAUGACUCCAUAUGCGGAUCAAGUCUUUCGAAUUCGAUCAGAGCUAAGAAAACGUCGAAUGGGUGGAAUCAGUGUGGAAAGAGUUUUGAAUGUACAAGGAAAACAGUUUCGAGCGAUUUUUUUAUCCACUGUACGAACCCGACGAACUUGUAAUACGAAUGCCAGUGAAGCUGGUAAUGCAUCCGAAGAUGUCGAUUAUGGAUUUUUGAGCAAUUCUAAGUUGUUGAAUACGGCAAUAACUCGUGCGCAGAGUCUAGUAGCUGUUGUGGGAGAUCCCGUAGCACUCUGUUCGAUAGGUCGCUGUCGAAAAGUAUGGGAACGUUUUAUUGAGAUUUGUUAUCAAAACAAAAGCCUAUUCGGAAUCACAUGGUCGUUGUUAAGAUCCCAACUUGAUGGUGUUGAGCUAAAAAAGACCUACGUGCUUAACCCGCUUGCUCCUGAGUUUAUACCUCGGGCUUUGCAGGCUGAAGCAUACCUUAGAGAGCAAGCCGCAAAUGUUACUAAUCAAUAUCACCAACAACCGCCACACCACAUUCAGCAUACGAACAACUUCCACCAUCAACCAAAUCAAAGUUUUUCUGGAAACCAUAGUGUUUCCACGGGUGGCAUGAUUCGGCAAAUUGCACCACCGAUGCAACAACCACCAGCUCCUUACCUUGGUCAUGGUCCAGGACCCGGAUCACAUUCUGGACAUCCACCCAUACAACAGCAAUCUCAACAACAGUAUCCGUAUCAAAACCAUAUGUUCUUUUAUCAACAACAACAGCAGCAACAACCUCAACAGCAACCGAUGCGUGGACCGCCGCCUCACCCAAAUGCUUUAGGACCUCCUGUACCAGCGAAUAUUCAGCAGGGUGGGCCAUCUGCUUUUCAACAGAACAACCCGUCAAAUCUGUGGAAUGCUUCAAGCUCUACUGGGCAUUUUCCGAUGGUUCCAUCCCCUGGUGGAAGGAAUACACCACCAGGAUGGCGACUGCCGCAGAAAAAUACCGUUCAACAAGUUCGUCCCCAACUACCCCAACAUCAACACAUGCCUUUGGCAGCUAGUACGCGACCUCUGAUUCCGCCGCCUAUGCGAAGUCCUGUAUCGCAACAGCAACAGCUGUCGGCUGUUCCACCGAUGCCUUAUCUACAACAGCAGCAACAACAGAACAAAACACUUCAAAACUACGGUCCGUUUCCACAUCACCAACAGCAUCCUCCCAAUCUAAAUCAUCAUCAUCAACCGCAACAGCCACAACAGCAACAACAACAACAACAACAGCCACAUCAAUUGCAUCAGAGUCAUAUACGUCCAAUAUUAGGUGGUCCCAUCAGUCCCAGUUCCUACCAGCAACAACAACAGCAACAACCAUCUUCACUAUACUCUCAGCAAGAUCCAUACCUAUCGAACAUUUCCAAUGAUCUUAUGGCCUCGAUAACAGUGCGUGCGUCUCAAAUGCAGCUCCCACCAGCCCAUUCACAACAAACAUUAUUACAUCAACCAACAGCAAAAACUCUGAACCCACUCAGACUUGACGAUCGUCACACUAUGGAUAAGGAUAUCCAAUUUUUGCAAAAUGUUCACAUCCCUGAAAAGUUUGGGCAAAUUUCGCAGUCUGCCUCACUGCAACAACAUCCACAUCAACAUCAUUCCAACACAACAGCUGUUGCUACAGAUUUUAAUCAUCUGCUACCCCCGAAUAUGAGUUUCCUGGAUGUAGCACUACAGUCGAAAGAAUUUCAGUAUCUUUGGUUUAUUAAGCUAGUAGAAACGCAAGGUUUAGAAGCAGCUAACAAGUUUAACGAUAUACUUCGACAAGUUCCAACACUAACACCUUCAACUUCCCAACAACAACCAAUCCAAAAGAAAAUAAAUCCACCAAUGCCAUCUCCAGCGGAACUUAUGCUAGAUAACAUUCUUAAUCCAAACAAGGAUAUUCUUGGAACAAAUAAUAUACAGCAUCCAACGACAAUGCUACAUCCACAACAGAAUAUUGGGUCGGUUCUUACCAAUGGAAAUGCGCUUCUAGGUUCAAAUAACACAAAAGGACUGCUGGAGGGUGUUGAUUUAUUCGGAAAUAUGUCAGCUUCAUUGACACCAACCGAAUUGCCUCCACUUAUCAAUUCUAAUCCGGCAUCUGCUACGCAACAAUCUGUACCCCUUUACCGCCGUCAAGCUGGUCAAAACUAUCAAAAUAGUACCGGCUCGUCUUCUACUGCUCAAUCUAUAGCAUCCUCUACACCGGAUUUGGUAGAUAACCAUCUGCAACAAUCCCUUUUUGAAGCAAUGGAAGGAAAAUUGCAUCCUAAUAAUGGCAGCAAUACCAAUAUGCUUUUAAGUAGCAUACAAAACCAGAAUCAGUUUUCUACCACUGAUCAAGCUAAUGGUUUCCAGGGAUUUACAUCCAUUAAUAACAUUGCAGCCGGUUUAAUACAACAACAACAUAACAUGAAUAAUCGCGAAUUAUUACUACACCAAUUGCAACAACAGCAGCAGCAACAACAUCAUCAUCAUCACCACCAACAACAGCAACAUCAUUUGCAUGACAGCCGAAACGUAAACCCAAGUACCGUAGAGGAACUGUUAAGUCGGCAGAAUCAAACCUACGCCAGUGUGCUUAGCCAGGGCGGAAAUCUUGCACAAAACACUAACAAACAGCAUGGGGCUCCGAAAGAAGGAAAUAGUCUAGACGGUGGAUCCGUGUCUAAUUCCAGCGCCGGUGAUCCCUUCGCUGCUCUUCGGGAUCUCGGACGAAAAAGCAAUGGAUUCUACAACUACUUUCAGUGAGCAUGCAAACCAGUUAAGACGAAAGGAAGAGAGAGUAUGACUUCAUUCUAUCCUGCAUGGUAGAAACACUGAAUGGAGCAGCAGUGGAAAUGUUAUUAAAUUAAGCAAAUUGUAUGAAGUUUUCAAUUGAAAAACAAAACAAAAAAAAACAAAAAAAAAUGGAAAAUUCUUAAAAACCCAAAAAGUUAUGUCUACUUACAUUUACCUAAACACUUAUAUAACACAUUACAAUUAGUAAUUUAUAAAAGUAAAAUAAAUGAGAGAGAAACAUUAAAAACUAUAUUAUCCUUCACUGCAACAUUUAUCAACUUUACAGUUAGUAUAUAUUUUAAAAAUUUCAAUACGCAAGCAGUGAGCAUAAGAUUUUUUUUAUUCGUAGUCUCGUUUCUCUAAGUCAAUCAAAUUCAAAAGUAAACUAAAUUUAGCAUCAAAUAUGUUUUGCAACAUCAUUUUACUUUCUAAAGUUUUAUUGGUUUUACAGUUGAAUCUGUUUGGGCUUACCGUGUUGCAGCUCGAGAAAAUUUAGAAACAAACAUACGCUGCGGUUGUAAUUUAAAACAAUGCUUCAUCUAAUCACUUAACGAUCUUACACUAAAUUGGUUAGACUUUCAUAUAUUUUUCUAAAACUUGUUUUAAGUGCAACCCUGCUGGAGAGUGGACGAUAUGUAUUAAUGUACGAUGGAUAGGUACGAUCGACGGUAGAACAAGGACGAUUAAAUCGUUGCAUAGAAUGCCUCUGCUGAAAUUCAUGAAUCAUGUUUUGGCCCCCUACUUUUCUUGUCCAAUAUAAGUUUCUUACUAAAUAAGUUUUAUAGCAACAAUAUAAUUUUAUUACAAUAGUUAGAAAUAAAAUAUUUUGAAGAUGCUCUCAUUUUUAUAUUACAAACUAAUGGUUUAAAAUGAUUAACGAAAAAAAAGAUGAAAAUGUAAAAAAAAUACAAAAAUGAAAAAAAUUACAAAAAAUAUGAAUGUAAACACGUAGAAAUAAUUACCCCGUUUGGCGUUGAAUUUCUCAGUGUUAGUUCGUGCCGAAAGGAAUUUGUGGCACAGAAUUCAAAUACAAAUCGCUAUUCCCCGACCAAAUUAAUAUGUACUGUUAUUUGUUGUAAAGCUUUAUUGUAUUUUCCUCUUUGACAUUGAAAAUAAAAUUCACUAACAGCUUAAGUUUCAAUAUGCUAUCGAAUAAGCACUGAGAAAAGCAUUUCCAACGGUAAUACUUAGUCUCUAAAGUGUAAUAAAUAUAUUAUAUCGCAAAAUAACAACAGAAAAUCAAAAAAAAAGAUAAAAAAUUUAAAAAUCGAAAAAACUAUUAUUGAUGAAAAUUAGUAUUUAAUGUACUUGUAUAUGUAAAAACAAAAUUAUAUAUGAAUAUUACUUGACAAUUCAACUGCAGACAAAACAACGUUAAAAACAGGCACAUAGAUUUGCUGAAAAAUAUGCAAAAUUAAAUCACUUGCAUGUACUUUUCAUUAAAGAACAACCUCUACGAAUUACCUUCUUUUCUAGGUAUGUGAUUAUUAAAUGUUAAUUUGCUGUUUAAUUGCUAUACAAAUUGAAUUAUUUUGUCAAAUAUUGAAGGAUUUCGUGUCAACUCGACCGAAGGGCUGGCAGCACCCUCACAGAAUUCAUUCAAAAACAUCAUAUCAAGAAGACUGGGAACUCUGCCUGAACUCGUGCGACGGUUUUGGCAGCGCAGUCUUUUGAAUAUAGGUGGAACUGACACAUGCUAGUGUGUGCGCUGGUGAUGCUAAACUAAGCAACUCAUUUUUCGAAAAUUUAUCUAGACUAACAUUUGUAAUGAGCCAAAGUUUAUUUUGUAUAUUUCGAUACAUCUGAUUAAUGACAGGAGAAAAAGGAAAGCUGGCAAGGAAUGACUCCUUGAAAACAAAAAAAUAAUAGACCCUAUACUAAAAAAAACUGGUUUAAAAAACGAAAGAAAUGAUUUUUAAAAAAGUUUUCAUAGAUAGAAAACUUAGUUGUUUUGAAUUCUUCUGAACAUUCCAAAAUGGAUACUCUUAAGGAGAAAAAUUCUAACUAUUUUCCGCUCAGGGUACUUUUUUUGGAUUUCUAAAUUUUAAUACAAGUAAUUUUCUAAAAGUUAUUCUUUCACAACUUUUCUCCAUUUCUUUUCAUUAUAUUUCGUCAUAAUAUCAUAAUACAUCGAUUGAAACAAAAAAAUUAGCCUUUAUCAAAUGCUAGUCUAGAUAAACUUUUGAGAAGUACUUUUGAAGUAUGCAAAGUCGUUUAGUUUAGUAUUUCCCGCACCCACAAAGUUUCAGUAAAUUGUAAGAGGGUGCUGCCAGCCUAUUCAGUCGAGUUGGCAUGAAAUCCUUCCAUUGCAGCAUCUAGUUUAUACCUGUUUUACGUCAUAUCGUAAGCAUGGCGAAUAGAUAUGAGUUUUGGAAAUUCCUUUGCAAAUUCACGAUAUAAUUUCGCAUGAACACAAUUUUUGAGAAACUGUCCACAGCGUGAUUUUUUCGUGUAUUUUUGUACAAGCGCAAAUUUUCAUAUGAUACUGGGAAUAGUUCGACACCAACAGUUAUUUAAAUUUUGCGUAGCUUUCCAUUUGCAUCUGUGAGAAAUUUUAGUAUUCAUUUGUAUAGUGAUUAAAAGUUUUAAUUUAAAAAUUGAAAUCAAGCCUUUUCUGCAUAGCCCGCGUGAAGAAAAAUUUAUAAAUUAUUUUAGUAUGUAUUGCAACUGAUUUGUAAAAGGAUCUAUUUGAAAAAAAAAACAUUUAGAAACAGCUAUAUUAAAAUAUAAAU